CAGCGCUCCAGGACCAGUCCCGCUCUGGCCGGUGUUCACCCCCCCCUCUGUCUGCCCCUAAAGCCGAGGUGCUGGCCAGGCUGGGGGGAGGGAUGUUAGAAACGGGCUUUAACGGCCGUGGUGCCCCAUGGCAGGCUGGCCUGACCCAUGGCUUGUGCCCCACGCUGUGUCCCAGCCCGGGCAAACAGGGCUGUCCCUGGCCACCAGCUGGGCCUCGCUCACUGCGCUCUCUGCCACCCGGUCCCUUAAAACAAACGCAUGACGUGAGAGCGUGGGUGGACACGGGGACACAGGGGUUCCCCACCGCUUCUGCAGGUCACAGCCUCCUCCUUAAUCCCAUUCCCAGCUUUCCCUGUCUCCUGCGAUGACCCCCAGCCACCCCUGUGCACACCCAGCUCCCCCCAAACGCUGGGAUCAGUGUCAGCUGCACGAGAAUAACAACGAUAAAGACAUAUUGAGCCUCCGUUAAAGCAAAGACCCCCCCUUGCACCCCCAGACACGGCUCUGGUGCCCGUCGUGCCUGCACCAGGGUGCACAUCGUUGCAGAUGCUCCGCUGUGUUCGUCCCAAGCAACUUUCACUGAAUUUCACUGAAUUUUGGAGUUCGAAGGGAGCAGUCCAACUCCCCUGCUCAGCCCCACAAUCCCGUGUGUAUCAUCUAUACAUAUAUUUUAAUCUUCCAAGGUCGUGCACCCUGUAAAUCAGUGUGAACUCAAACUGGGCUGACUAGAAAUUGCUCGCGAGGCAGCGAUGGCCCAGGUUCCCCCGAAAACACGCAGGCGGUUGCCCAAGGGCCUCCAAGCAGAAGGUGUCUGACCCCAGAAACCGAAACUGAAACGACUUGUCCUGUUCCUUCUGUCCCAGAGCGGCACCGAACCCUUCCUCACCUCAGAGCCACCAAGCCAAAGGAAUUAGCACCAUCUUUAAUAACUUUGCUGUCAGCCGGUCGAGCUUAAAGGCAUUUCCCCUGGGGGAGCUCCCCCGGGUGAUGGGGCGCAGCGGGGACCUGCCUGAUCUCCCGCCUGCCUUCUCCUUGGGAGCCAUGGAAAAAAAUUUAAAAGGAGCAGCGAUUGGAGCCGCUGUGGGAGCAGGAGUGGCACUCGUUGGAAUCCCGGUGGCCAUCGGUGCAUUGGGCUUCACAGCCACCGGCAUCACCCCUGGGUCGGUGGCUGCCAAGAUGAUGUCGGCAUCUGCCAUCGCCAAUGGUGGAGGAGUGGCCAAGGGCAGCACCGUGGCCGUGCUGCAGUCCAUCGGAGCUGCAGGUCUCUCUCCUGCUACCAAAAUCGGGCUGACAACUGCGCUGGGGUCACUUGGUGCAGCGGUCGGUGCCAUGCUGUCAAGGUCAGAUGACUCAUCUGACAGUAGCGACGAUGAUGAUCCUAAGGGAGGCCAAAGCUCGGGCCAGCCCCGGGCCAGACCGGGUGGGAAGGGGCAGCCCCGGUUCCAGCGACGAUCCCGGGAGCAGCGGGCAGCAGGAUGGAUGGGCAGGAAUGGCAGGAGUGUGGGGUGCACCCCAGGGGUCUCCCCUUCACUCAACUUCUCCCAGCCUGGCCAGCAGGGUGACUCCCCUCGCCUGCCAUCUCCCAGGGGGGCUGGGGCGGUGUGUUUGGCUGCAAAUGGGGAGAUCUACUACCCUGCCGAGCACCGGGAAAGCCCCUCCUGCCGGUGCCCUGCCUGCACUCCUGCCCGCAUUCUUUAUUCCAAGGAAUGAAAAAUAAAUGCAAAGUGAUUCGA
This is a messenger RNA of Calidris pugnax (ruff), 1733 nucleotides long. Its product is annotated as interferon alpha-inducible protein 27-like protein 2. Bases 988 to 1710 code for a protein of 240 amino acids. The record is from RefSeq and is a predicted model, not a curated record. The transcript is spliced from 4 exons. Gene Ontology annotation, biological process: apoptotic signaling pathway. Gene Ontology annotation, cellular component: membrane; mitochondrion. NCBI's taxonomy places the organism in Eukaryota, Metazoa, Chordata, Aves, Charadriiformes, Scolopacidae.